AUGGACUCUCGCGCAGCAGCCGCAGAAGCGAUGCGCUCGGCCAUAGAAUAUUGGUCUCAAUUUGUCGCACGCUCUAUCUCCCAACGUCUCGAUACAGAGAAAUUCGAGAAUUACGUUCGACUCGUCCAUGAUCAGCAUCCUCUCCCUCCCGCCCUCGUCGCCGAUUUCUUCCUUCGCCCUCAACCAUCAAAUGAUAAUAGCCUCGACCCUCGAAUCCCUCCAUAUUUACAAGUGCUCACAAGACUCGGCUAUGUCGAUGCGCCGUCAAUACUAAAAGCGCUGUACAAAUACUCGUCUCUACAUGCGUAUGCACAACAACCGAACGCCCAUGAGGGUAAGGAAAACGAAAAAGAGAACGGAAAAAGCGAUGAUAAAGAGAAGGAUGAAAAAGAACAGAAGAUUACUCGAUGGAAGAGCUCUUACUGGGCUGAAGAGGUACUUUUCUACGGAAUUACCAAGUCCGUAGUAGAAGGCAAAGCCAUACGAGAUUCAAAAACGGCAUUGGACAUGACAAGGAUCAUUUCCAAAUUGAUGGUCCUUUUCACGACUGCAUUUGCGGCCGAUAUGAUUGAGCAAUUGCACACAGCCCAGGUACGGGAUGAGAUGGAGUCGUCGAGGGCAGCUCUGGUCGCACUCCUACUACGGAUGUGCGAGAAUGACAUCCUUGUUGUAGCCGUGAGCAAACCAAUUGCCAAAGACGUCCGGAAAGAAAUGUCUGCUGGCUUGGCAAGCUUUGUGCCAACGUUACAGCUCGUGCCGCAAAUAACAGACAAGCUCGAGCAGUUCCGAACGGAGAUCCUUGCCUGCUCUGAUCCCGCCGAUAAGAAGAAGCAAGCUACUAAUGCUGCUAUGGACGAACUUCUUGAUUCAGCCGUUGGCCUGGACAAUUUUGUUGUGGCAGAUAUCCCCGUCAGCAACACUCGAGCAGGAUUGUACAUCUACCUAAACGCUGCACUUAUUGCACGCCCCCUUUUGGACGAUCAUGCUUUGUUUUCGUACAUGAGCAACAAGUAUCAAGGAGACAUCCAAUCAAGUGCCAUCGACCUGAUUCUCGCAUCUUUUGAUAUCUUGGCCAACGCGGUUUUCCGCAAUGAGGGUCAGAAAGACGCCCAUCUUCUAAGAUCAUUCCUGAUCAACAAAAUUCCUAUACUUCUCUAUCAGCUGUUGCCCCCUGGCUUCCCAGGCACAUCGGCUGAAUUCUGUAUCACGGAGGCACUAAGCCACGUAGACACAAGCCUGUUUCCUACAGCAUCACUCAUGUUUGACGAGUCUCGAAACAACAACCCUUAUACUGAGAGUAUCAGAGAAGAGUUCUGUGCCGCGUGCGUGCUGCAUGGCCUCGUGCAAAGAGAGCACGUGGAAAGGAUUCUGGGAGAAAUAUCACUUUCAUAUGAACCAUCUUUACAGAAGCAUUCCAAAGACAAGCUUGUGCAAGACUGUUUGUCUGAUACGGAAAAGAUUCAGGGGCUUGUUCGGGAACUCGACAAGAUGGAUGGCAAUGUCGGUGCAGUUUGUCAGGCACUUGUUGAGGUGCUACGGCAAUCAUGCCACAAUAAGGAGACAAUGUCGUUGAAAGUACUAUGCAGUCAACUUGCUGCCAAACCACAGUCACUAGACGUCAUUCUUCUGUUUGAGAAGCUUCCGAACAUACUUGAACCCCUAUGUCAACUUCUUGAUAACUGGCGUUACGAAGAUGACCAAGAAGAGUAUCAGCCUGUGUACGAGGAGUUUGGUGCCGUUCUGCUGCUUGUAUUGGCCUUCACCUAUCGAUAUAACCUGAACGCAGUAGAAAUUGGUAUCGCCAGCCCUGACUCUUGGGUCGCUAAGAUUAUUGGCAGGGGGCAUAUUGGACGGCAAUGCAAUGAGCUCACUCAAAGGGAGAACGACCACCUCAAUGGGUGGAUUCAUGGACUUUUCGAUACCGAGGCAGGUGGUCUGGGUGAUGAGUUGAUGUCAUCUUGUCCCCCGCAAGAGUUUUAUCUUGUUGUGGCGCCUCUAUUCCAGAGCAUUGUAGUAGCAUACACGCAUGGCUAUCUCAACGACGAGAGCCUCAAGGGAGGCAUAGAAUACCUGGUGGAUACCUUCUUAUUGCCAUCUCUUGUCCCAGCGAUUCGAUUCCUGGCAGACUAUCUCUGGAUAGACCAAAAAGAACAAAAGUCCAUCAUCAAGAUUCUGCAACUCAUCCUCCUCCCAAGCUCCAUCUCGGGAGAAGCAAGCACAAUGCUUUCAUCCGUCAAAAACCUCAUUGCAAAGCCUUUGGAGCAUGCUUUACGAACAUACCAACGUCGAGAUCCCCAGAACCAAGACAUUGAACCACUUCUGCGGACUCUCAAGGAUAGUAUCCCCUUGUCACGCCGGACAGGAGGAACCGACCUCAAUGAGCUUGAGUCUUGGACUGUUACACCUCCUACUGGUCUAUCUAGUGCUAUCAAACUUACCACCCAAGGUCUUGUCCACUGGAGCAUGCAUCCUGCUAUGAACAGUAUGCCGACUUCUUAUACUCAUCGACAAAUCUUGGCUGCUCUGAAGGUAAUGGGCCCCAGGCGAGUAUUGCACGUCAUCUUGGAGGAGAUUCGACAACACACAGAGACUGGAAGUGCCAGUAUUGUCUACGACGUGGCUAUCUCUUUGAUCUGUGCACCCGACGCUGCGAAAGAUGCCCCCACAGUUGUCGAUGCCAAUGGAAACAUGCUUCCACCGGUCCAGCGUCAGCGUAGUCUCCGUGACCUUCUCAAAGUUGAGGCUGAAGGCUGCAGGAAACUCCAGAAGAAGGACCCAGCACUCGCUGAGAUCGUUGUACGCCUACAUCGUCGCGUCGAAGCACAGAUGAUCAUCCCCCAGCCUCCAGGAAUGCUUCAAACCGCAGAGAUGUCUCUCAACCUCGAUGGUGACACCGCUGCACUUGGAGAUGCCAUGGCUGCUGCGGCUUCAGGUGUACAGGGUGACAACAUGUCUGUCGAUAACUUGACUCUUGAUGUCAGUAUGGGCGGUGUACCAUCUGAUCUGGGACUUGGGUCUGCCAAUGACGGAGGAAGCUUGGAUCCCUCAGGGGAUGCUGCCAUGUUUGAAGGAUUUGAUACUCAGGACAUGGAUAACUUUGAUUGGGAUGACAUUGGCAACGCGUUUUAG
Messenger RNA from Fusarium mangiferae, 3129 nucleotides. RefSeq lists its product as uncharacterized. Gene Ontology annotation, molecular function: transcription coregulator activity. Gene Ontology annotation, cellular component: mediator complex. The transcript has 5 exons. The coding region runs from base 1 to 3129 and encodes 1042 amino acids. NCBI's taxonomy places the organism in Eukaryota, Fungi, Ascomycota, Sordariomycetes, Hypocreales, Nectriaceae. The record is from RefSeq and is a predicted model, not a curated record. Gene Ontology annotation, biological process: regulation of transcription by RNA polymerase II.